This is a messenger RNA of Toxorhynchites rutilus septentrionalis, 14420 nucleotides long. RefSeq lists its product as uncharacterized. The transcript has 6 exons. The record is from RefSeq and is a predicted model, not a curated record. The coding region runs from base 10358 to 14278 and encodes 1306 amino acids. NCBI's taxonomy places the organism in Eukaryota, Metazoa, Arthropoda, Insecta, Diptera, Culicidae.
UUCAAGAUUAUUUUUUCACCCUAAGUGUAUGGAAUAAUCAAAGAUACUACCGAAAAUGUUCGAUUUUAAGCCAGCUCCGUUGGAUUAUAACAAUGGCGUCCAUUUCUUUGGUGGUGUUAGGGUAGGGUAGUCUACCUAUUUUGGGUACAUAUCCUAUGCUUUAGAAGUUAGUUUUCAUGCCGGAAGAAUAUAGCAGUUGAAAUAGCAUGAUUGAUGUCAAAUGUGAAAUACAAGGGCGAUUAGCAGGAUUCAGCAGUUCUUAUUUUCAUGUAGGUUAAGAGUGAUGUCAGAACUAGCUGAUUGGAACGUGAGAUAUUUUGGAUGAUCGAAACACGAUCGCAUUGUUGACGUAAUACAGUGGAUCCUCGAUUAUCCCUGAGCGGAAGAUUCGCGUCGACGAGUUCCACAGUGAAACUAUAGGUCUUCCCGGACCUUGCACCAUCUGACUACUACUCAGCUCGAUUUCUGCUGAACUUUCUUGAUGGAUAAACUAUUUAGCAUGAGAGCUGUCGUUCGGAAAAAAAUACAUCCGUAAACCACAGAAGUUAUGAAUUCAAAAAUUGAACAGACUGUGGAUAUUUUUUAAUUGACUCAUCAGCUUCAUUUGUUGCUAUAUUUUAUGCCAUCUUUAAUUUGAACAAAUUUUUCAUAUGACCACCGCUUACCACUGUCACAUAAUCUUAUUGAAAAGGAAUGUCAUCAUCGAUUUCAUCAAUUUUCGAGCCGUACUCUGACCAUUCAAAACUGUGAUUUUUCGUGUAUUUAACCCUUUUACGGGUAGUGGCAACUAUGUUGCUACCAACAAUUUUAUUUUUUUCUCUUUAACAAUGAAUUAUCACUUCUUAUAUGGUAACUAGUCCUGAUAUCUAGCAAAAAAAAUCAAAAACUAUUCAUUUUGGAGCCAUUUUCGUGUCAACAACUCCCAAUUUAGAGCAACUGGAGCAAAUUUCCCGAAAAGUUAUUGAAAAACAGUCAAUUUGUUGUAGUUUUCAAUACAUUUGAACUGUUUAAGACCUGCUGUCUCUGAUUAUGAGUUUUAUUAGUUGUUUUUUUGUUGAAACUAACAAAAAAAUCGAUUUUACCAAGUAUUUACCGCUAGACGGGCAGGUGGCAGCUAUAUUGCCUCCGCUCUUUUUUUCAAUGUUUUUAAUUGUUUUACGUUUUUGUUGAUUACAUGCCUAGUUCUUACGGCCCGUUAAAGGGUUGAUAGUGAUUCGCGGGCCACUGAGCCACUUAAUCGGUAAUUUUGUUAGUUGACAUAGACGUCCACAUGGUUGUUAAAAAAUCGCUCCUAACCAUCAAUGAAUAUGUAUAUCUCUCAAAUCGAAUAUUUGAAAAUCACCUCCAGCAGGCGAUGCUCUUUUAUUCUUCAUAUGUACACAGACAGUAUACUUGGGACGAUGAACUACCAAGAUCAAGGCUGACCAUACCAUUCAGGGUGAUGAAAUUCAUCCUAGGGUCGCCGACCCGCUAUCUGAAGCGGCGGUCUAUCCCAAGCAAUCCUGCGUUCCACCGAUUGCCCGGUUAGUUUGAAACAUAGGAGACAAUUCUUUAGUUUCGUCCGGCAUACGUUAGCCUGGUGCAUAACGUUUGCCCGGUUCGCUCCGAUGGCGUUCAUACGUAAAUAGCGCAAUUCCCAAAUACGCAUUUUCGUAGCACUAAAAAUAACAAAACAGUGCAAACAACAAGGCAAGAACAAUACAAAGGAUAACGGAGUGCCCGUGCGAAAAAUAAAAUUGUUAUCUUUCGAAUUUCGGCUCCGGUGACGCAGCCUUGUAAGUACCCAAUUCAGGAAUAAAAAUGAGACACGCAAACCCAAAAAACUCAAAAUUUUUUUUUUGAAGAAUUUCAAUGAGUAAAUAAAACUAGAAGCAAGGUAUACGUAGGACUACCGCUGUCUCUGUAAUCAUUCGUUUGAUAUUGCACCUGAAUCAAUUCUCAAAGAAUGAAUGAAUAAUGGAAAGAUUGCUGAGAGUUUUCCUUGUUAGUGUGUGAGUGGAUGAGUAUGAGUAUGAAAUUGUAAUUAAUUAAUAUGUUAUUGAAUUCAACUAUUUCGAACUUGUUGGUGGUCCAGAAAAGAACCGACGGGUUUGCGUGUUUAUGCAAAAGCAACUGAUGAAGUUUGAUACAUAAUUUUAUUUUGUUCUCGUGAGAAUAAUACACGAGAGUUUUCAUGACCACUCCACGUGGAUGCAGAAUAGAAACUGAUGCUCUUGGAUACGAUUACAUCACUGAAACUGAAUGUGCAGAUCUUCCUUCGGUCGACCGCAAUUACAAGCAAACAUUUCCUUAUGACCAUUCCAUGCGAAAGCAAAACAGAAACUGAUGCUUUUGGAUAUGAUUGCAUCACGGGAACCCCAUGUGCAAAUCUUCUUUUGUUCGUGCGCAUCUACAAGCCAACAUUACCUUCGUCACAGCCUGCAUGUAUUCGCUAUGACGGUUUCUCCAGAUGCCUCUUUUGCGUCCGUGUUCGGGUACACACUCUGACCACCACAAAAGCAAUCAUCAUCAAUGAGCUAGAUUGUUAUGAUUUCAAUAGCCUGUUUUCAUAGCUGAAUGAACUAAUUAUUAUACCACUCCAUUCAGCCGGUAAAGAGGUAUUAACUUUCAGAACAAAACCAAAACCUCACUCUCGUUUUCGAAACUUUGAACUUACAUUCCGGUACAAAAAUGAAAGACGUAGUUCUACGUCAAAACCAAUCAAUCAAACAUUCCUAGAUGUACCUGUUUAGAGGCGAAUGAACUGGAAAGUUUAAAGCCUCUUUAAAACAAAGAGGAAGAAGAAGAUGUACCUGCAUUAGUCUCUACAAAGAAGAAAAUUUUAGAUGAUUGUCAGACUUUGCGAAGAAGGUUAUGAUUUUCGGAAAUUUUUUCAUAAAAUUUGUCGCAAUCCACUUCAAAGUUAUGUUUGACAAUUAUCAUAGCGUUUAUGUCGUGACUUUUCUGUUGAUGAAAUAUAGAUCAUCGUAGAAAAAUCUUUUAACUGAUGCGCUACUACCAGCCAAACACAAAAUACAGUCAACUCUUCAUAACUCGAUACCUCCCUAACACGAUGGUCCCUUGGAUAUCGAGUUAGGGAGAGAUGACUGUAUAAUCAAUAAGCUUCACGAAUUCCUUAAAUUUCAGAAAAUUGUUUUCCUUUUCCGAGAACACAGGACGAUUUGUAACUGGUACGGAUUAUAUGUUUCAACUUUGUUAUCUCAUUAAUUAUAAUUCCUAAUAACAAUCUAUACAAAAAGGAAGUUCUUUUUUACUAAUGCCAAUUUGAAUCUCUGGCAAUUCCGGAAUGGACUUUAAUAUAAAACUGUUAUGUUUCUCCUAGACUAUCCUUCCAUUUUUCAAUGUACUCUAACGCAGUAUCAUUAGGAUUUUCCAGUUUUGAUAGAUUUAGUCUCCUGUAUUGCACCUGAAUCAACUAGUCCUACGUCAAAACUACUGUGCAUUUUUGUACUUACCUACCUGUGUUUUCUAUCCGAGUAACGAGUGAAGUGGUGAGGUAUCAUUUUUAUAUACCACUGCGAAUAGGGCGUGCGUAAUUCGCUCGCUCGAAAUUCAAAUGCAGCGCUCGUUCAUACGGACGCUGUGGAGAGAGGACAUAUUGCAAAUUAGUCUCACACGUUUAUAACUUAUUGGGUAUGAAUAAACAAUUCACGAUUUCUAAUACUCAGUCCAAUCACUUCAGAGAAUCGAAAAAAUAUUUGAAAACAAUCGCUCAGGAAUGCGACAGAGAGCUUUUCGUCGCCAUUUUAAUAUUCCAUGCGCUAAAUCGAACUAAAACUGAAACGCUUCAAAAUAUGUAUACUGUAACACGACUCAUUGAUGCUUAACGUUGCUGAGCCAGUUAAAAAUAAAUUAAAUUAAAAAAAAUGUUUACUGUAGCAUUUGUAGAGAGUAGAUACAGUACAUUGGGUUCCCGUGGGUUUCCCAUCCAAUACCGAAAGUUUUUCUUGUUUGCAACCAUACUCCUGUGGAAGCGAUCCUCUUCAUUACUCGCGAAAGCCUCCUGUAGAGGAUUGUCUGAAGUAUUUCUUCACAAUGUCUUUUGCGUCAGAUAUGAUUACGUAAAUUUAAUUCCUAAGUUAAUAUGGUUUUGUAGAGAUGGAACUUUAAAUCAAAGCGAAGCAACACUGUAUUUGUUCACAGACCAUCUCGGUGACUGCUCAAUUCAAACUCAUACUCUUAGAUUUCCAGGAGGUUUCAACUCCUAUAUCUUCCAAUUGUUUCCCUUAGAAUUGUGCUUCCUAUGGUAGUCACACGGGUCAACCAUUGCUUUAGCCAUAGGGAACCGAUUAUGAGCAGGGAAUGCUAAAAUGUUACGCAAUCACGGACCUUCGCUUGUUCUCAUAAAACACGCUGAUGAAGAAGUUCCGAUAUUCAUCCGACCAAUAAUUUUAAUAAUUUUUUUUAGAACACUUUGCACCCCACUAGUCAAAAAUACUGCUUUUAUUUUGUGUUGAAAAAUUUUAAUAAAAUCAUCAAAAUUAACAGCAACAUUAGUGGCAGAGAUACAUCAUCUCUUUCGACAAGGACAAUAAAUGUUUAAAAGAUCACUAAUAGUAGUAUAAUAUGACAGUAUUACAUUUUUUUCUUUAUACUCAAAAUACGGUACAAAAUGAUAAAAAUACGAAACGAUGAAAAAUGGUCGAAAAUAUGGAACUGCAAUAAUACGAAAGGGGAAACCAUGGUCUCUACUAUGCAAGGUGUAUCGUGAGUGCAAGUUACAAACGAACAGUCCCGUUCGAUACAGCUGAUGAUUAGAAGUUAUUCGGACUCUCUACAACAGGGGUUUUCAAAUGGUGCUCCGCGAAGUUAUAAGAAAUGCUCCCGCUUGAAAACUUACCUUGAAAAAACAUUCUUUAUUCUAACUUCACUGGGCAUAUAGUGAUUCAUCUUGUUUACUCCGGGUAAGAUGUCGUGUAACUGUGACAAGCAAUCGAAAUAGAGUUGUUCCCAGUUAGGUAAUCUCAAUGCAAUAGGAUUUGUUUCAUUAAUUAAAAAAUGCAGGUGCUCCGUCAAAUGUUUUUUCCAUGAAAAGUGCUCUGUCCUAAAAAAAGUGAAAACCCCUGCUCUACAACUUACGAAUAAUUUAGAUCUUAGGCGUCGUGCACAAAUUAUGUAACGCUAAAAAGUCGGAUUUUGAACCCACUCCCCCCUCUACGUAACGCAUUUUUCUAUCUAAUACACAGUAAGUAACGCAACCUUUACCCCUCUUCCCUCCCUCUUGUUCUACAUAAUUUGAGCACGACGCCCUAUGACAGUCGUUGUGGGAUUUCAAGCUUUCUAUCCGCGUUGACGGCAUUGAGCUUCGUAUCACAGAAUGGGGGAGUAGGCAUGACAAUAUGGGUUUGCAGAAGAAAUGAACAAACUUUUAAAAUAAAAAUUAUGAAUUAUGAAAAAACCACUUUUGCUUACAAGUAGUGAAAAAAAAUACAAAAAUUGUGUCUGAAGAUAAUUUUAUAUUAUAAUGGUAAGUUUUGGUGAGAAUAUCGGAAAAUAAUAGAAAAUAGCUUAAAUUAGGAUCAGAACAACGUAAUUUUAGUAGGUAAAUAACGCCAAGAAAUAAAAUUCAUAUAAAUUUUAGCAAUUUAAAACUGCCUUAGGGCCGGCUAAUCUGACAGAGAAUAGUUGGCCUCAUACAAACUAAUGUCGUAUCCAGAUGUCGACACCAUUCCGCCGUCAACGCGAAUUGCACUGACCGAAGUAAGUGGCUGACUCGUGGAAGAACGUUGUUUCGUGUCGGUUUUAUUUUGCUCUCGUCUCCCGCCCGAUAAUCAGCAUACGGUUCGAUGCAAUUUAUUCAUUUAUUAUCAGCAGAUUCGGUCGAAUCUUAUCCUGCCCAAAAUCGAUUUUUAGAUUAAAACAAUUCCGAAUAUUCUCGAAAUAGUUUUUCUAAUUACAUAUCCGCUAUCGAUAACAUAUUAGGCUGUCAAAAAAGUCCUGCGGUAUUUUUUUUUUGAAUUUUCAUUUGUUCAUAAAAUUAGUUAUAAUCAUCUGUUUUAAGUCAAAUAUGCGCCGUUUUGUUCGAUGACUUGUUCCCAACGAGAUGCCAACUUCAUAAUACCCCUGUUAUAGAAGCUCGCUUCCUUAUUGGCAAAAAACUCGGAUAGCCAAUUUUCACAGGCCUCUUUUGUGGCUAACUUCUGAUUACCUAGCUCGUUCGCCAUGGACAAAAACAGGUGGUAGUCACUUGGUGCAAGGUCCGGACUAUACGGCGGAUGUAAAAGAACCUCCCAUCCGAGCUCCUGGAGCUUCUGGAGCUCCAGGCCUGGCGUUGUCCUGAUGGAAGACAAUGCGGCCUCUGUUUAUCAAAGAUGGCCUCUUCUUCAUGAGUGCUACCUUCAAGCGGUCCAGUUGUUGGCAGUACAGGUCCGAAUUGAGCGUUUGGCCAUAGGGAAGCAGCUCAUAAUAGAUUAUUCCUUGACAAUCCCACCAAACACACAGCAGAACCUUCCUGGCCGUUAAUGAAGGCUUGGCCACCGUCUGAGUCGCUUCAGCGAGCUUCGACCACGACCGUUUGCGCUUCACGUUGUCGUUGUCCACUUUUCAUCGCCAGUCACCAUCCGCUUCAGAAACGGGUCGAUUUUGUUGCAAUUCAGCAGCGAUUCACGUGCGUCGAUACGGUCAAAGAUGUUUUUGGCGUCAACGUGUGUGGCACCCAUACAUCGAGCUUCUUUGUGAAUCCAAGCUUCUUCAAAUGGUUAAUAACGGUUUGAUGACUUAUCCCCAGCUCUUGGCCGAUGCUACGGCUGCUACUAUGCCCGUCUUUCUCGGCUAAUACAGCGAUUUUGUUGCAAUUUUCGACGACAGGCCAUCCGGAGCGUGGCGCAUCUUCGACGACCUCUACACUAGAACGAAAACGUUGAAACCAUCGUUGUGCGGUGGAAAUGGAAACUGUAUCGAGUCCAUAAACUGCACAAAUUUUAUUGGCAGCUUGAGAUGCAUUUUUGCCUUUUUUUUUAUAUAUCUGUAUUAUAGUGAUUUUCAACUCAUUAGGCUGGUUCGUCACUUUUACUUCCAUUUUUGGAAGAAUGUCGGGAGUGAGAAUUGAACUCGUGACCUUUAGCGUGAGAGGCAUGGAUGUUACCACUACGCCAGAUCGCCUCCUAUUUUUGCCUUUGUCAUAGUAGUACUGUAAAAUAUGUCGGAUUUUCUCUUUAUUUUGCACCAUAUUUGCGACACUAUAACUCACGAACGACUUAACCAAACAAAACACUGUGCGCGCAAAAAUACUUUUCCUACAAGCUAUAGUAUGACUCGAUACAGUGAAUACAACUAGAACUACGCGCUUACAACGACACCUCGCGGAAAUACCGCAGGACUAUUUUGACAGCCUAAUAUGACGCCAUUCGAAUUUCAAUUAGUGAUUUCAUGAAACACUUUUCGAAAACGAUUUGAUUUAAACUCUUUAUUUCCAUUAAAUGCCUUCGAAAUCCUUCCAUCCCUAACGGGAAACACUGCUCACAAUCGCAUGAGUCGUUUGUGAUGUGCCGGCUCUUCCAAGACUCCAAAAAUAGGGGAACCGCGGGUAAUACGGACAGUGGGGGUAAAAUGGACAGGUGGUUGAUUUGUAUAGUUACAUUUCGAAUUUCAGAUUUCUGUUAAUGAGAACACCAUCUACAUGUUAUUCUAUAAUAUUUAAGCCACCCUAUGGCAAUGAAUACUGAUCUAAAGUGGAAAAGGGAAACAAAAACCGAAAAUCAUACAUGAUUCCACGUGUGGAUGUGAUUUUAGAUGUUUCGAUAUUAAGCAUUUUGAGUGGUUUAAUAUCAAAAUUCAAUUCGCUGAUGGUUAUAUUUCGGUUUGUGAGUUAACAGAGAAGCGAUAUUAGGUAUGUACGGAAAAGUAAAUUGAUUUUGAGUGGAAAAUUUAAAUUAUUGAAAUAAGUGUAUUGGUGAGAUGGACUGUGAAAGGUCUGUUUAAUCUGUUCCUAAGGAAUGCUCCGCGUCUAUAAAUGGAAAUCAAACCGCCAAAUGUGGACUGUUUAGAAGCUGACUGGAACCAGUCUGUCAGUUUAUACUGCUGAAAAGCACGAUAUCACUUCUAGGUGGAUGAAUUCGUUUUUUCAUCAUUUAACGGACAUUCGUGAUGAGUUCAGACCUUGGUUGAAUAAAAUUAUUCCUCUCGCGAUUGAUUUUUUUAUUAAUUCGUUUAUUUUUACAGGCUCAGUUAAAUAAGUUUUAAGGAGCCGAAUUCAUAAUUAUAUUUUUAAAACUAUACAUAAACAAUUUUCUUAAAUCUAAGGUUAGUAAGGUAGAAAACUAAUUACUCGCGGUCUACUCGAGUGUAGAAGGGUGACAUAUUUUUCCAGGAAAAGGAUGGAAUAUGAGGAUUGUAACAAUGUUGAUGAUCACACUAAAUUGUUAAAUCUAUUCGUAUAUCCAUAGUGUAUUUACAUUUCAACAUGAUCUACUGUUUAUAACAAGGGGACCUUUUACUCGCAGAGGAAGAAAAGAUAAAACUUUACGCUUCAUAUAUUACAAACCUGUUCCUAUUUCCCCUCACUACAUGCCCAUAUUACCCGCAUCGAAACAAAAGUUGUACUUUUCGGCCUGAAACAGUAUAUUGAAUUGCAAGAAACUGCAUCAAAGUUUUGGGAAACAUGAGUUAAAGUGAAGUUGGCGUUAUAAUUGUCAUAAUAAGGUUCUUCUCAACAUGUCCGUUUUACCCCCACCUCCCCUACAUCUAAUUAUUGAAGUUGAAAUUUAUGAAACCAACAUCACAUUACCCUUUCAUUAAUUUGUUGAGUCAGCUUGAAAAAUGGGAAGGUGGAUAAAGAUAAAGUUCAUUUAGUACCGUAAGCACCAUGUUGUAUAGCUGUUUUUUUUGUAUUAAAUAGUUUAUCACAAGUUUUUAUUCAUCAAAAAGUUUACUCGGGAAACGAAUAGAACGAAUAUGAAGAAAUAUGCAUCAUUAUAAUACUAGGUCAAACUUGCGACAUAAGAAUCAUAGAACAAAGGAAAUAAAAAAGUUAGGAUAUUCCGCAACUGUGUAGGGAUCCUUUGAAGAAUCAUUCAUAUCAAUGACCUAUGGUAGAGGCGAAUGAACCUCCAAGUUUAAGUUUAAGUUUAAGUUUAAGAAAGAAUGAAAUUUGAUGAAAUUUGGUAAAAACAAAGUUUCAUUAAUUUUUUUUUUGUUAGAAGACUAAUCGAUGCAUCUAAUUGCAUUCAAAUAUAAAACUAAAUAUCACUUGUAAUGUUUACAAUAGUUUAAGUAGUGCACGUUUCCGAUGAACAUAGAAAACAUUAGUUUGAACAGAGAUAAAAGAAAGCGAGUUCAAUGACUGCCGUGGUAACUGGAAGUUGAGAAUACCUCAAUUACUCUUUAACUUUUUGUCGAUAGGAUUGUUUUUACUUUUUAUAGAACAAUUUCUAGUAGGUAACCGAACUGUUACCUGCGAAGUCAUAUGUAAGCGGAAAUUGCAUAUGAAUCGACGUAGGAAUCGAAAUAGGAAUGACUUUAAUUUAAAAACCACUCAAAACCCCGUUAAAACUGAAUACAUAUGCUUCCCAAUAAAAUGUUGUUAACAGUACAUUCAACAUGGCUAAAAAAAGUCACUUAUUCCGACUUGUACAUCUAGUAAAUAUCAUCUUUAGUUUAAAUAAACAUAAAAUCUGGGUAAGUAAUAAAUCCGAGGUAGAAAAUGAUGACUGAUUCUAGCCAUAAAGGAUGAUCCUGAUAAUAUUAACUUACGUCGAAGCGACAGUUAGUAUUUCAAAUGUUGAAUUUAAGGGUAGAUUAAUGUUUUAACGGUGCCCUGCUAUGGUAAGUAUGAGAUUCGGGAGCGAAAUUAGAUAAGGUGGUAACCCUCUGCUAGAUUGUAUACAUUUUUGUUGUUGUUGUUGUUCUCUUCUAAUAAAUAAAAGUCAAUGCCUACCCGAUUAUAACUGUUUAUCUUCUUUUACUUCUAUUCCUUACAGAUUAUUGCAAAAUUGAAAUUAAAACAAUCACCGAUUGAUUGUCAAUCUAGAUAUCACUAACAGUCAAGUGCCGAUUACGUAGUCCUUGCGCUGUUGAUUUGCGCGUGUACCGAUCACAUUGUCAACCGUGGUAGUGUGCGUGCGUGUGCAAAGUUAAAUACUUUUUGUGUGGGUGCCCCCGCUAGGUUACAGGUUCAGAACCCGACUGCUAUCCGGUUCUGAAUCUCGCCGUGGAGCACACAUUCCACUAAUUUAUCAACCCCUCGAAGCGAAUCAAGUCAAGUGAGAAAUCACUGUUCUGUUGUUGAAGGUGGUAUAUUACAAAAAAGCGUGCGAGUGUAUUAGUGUUCAAUAAGUGCAAAAAGAGAGAUAGUCUAAAGAAACAUUGGAACCUGAUCUAAAAUCCAUUCGCUGAGAGAAGAGUUUCUGGGAAUAACACGAUGAAUGACCCGGUGAUUAUAGUGGACGAGAACGACACCAACGCAGCGAUAACCAAGUUGGAUUACCACGAAAAGGCCGAACUUGAUAUAGAACAACAUCUGCUUGGUACAACGGUACCCCUUUCCGACGGCACCGAAGCAAAGGUGUUCAGCCGAAAUGGACGCAACAAAGAGAACCUUCUUAUCUACUCGUGUCAUCUCUGCGGAGUGGCAAAUCUGCCGGGUGAACGCGUUCUGCAGACCCAUAUUGCCGGUCGGAAACAUCAGGGCAGGUUGAACCACCCGGUGAUUGAUGCGGAUCUAUUCCGCAAUUCCAUGACUCCGAGAGUCGCAAAGGUCCAAAUGCAUAUCGCACGUGGAGAACCGGUUCCACCUGGCAUGGAGAACGAGGUGAAACCGGUGGCAGAGCUGCAGUUCACCAUCGAUAAGUUCAAGGAAGGCCCCAUGGUUGGCUUGGAAUAUAUCAUGGAACUGACAUCUGCCUGCGCUAAAGAACCUAGUUAUCACUGCGUACUUUGCGAUAAGAAAGGCGAUCCCAGAACCAUUGUGGUUCACAUUACCGGAAACGUGCACCGCGUGAAAUUUCUGGAAAAACACUAUCCUACCGUUAUCAACGAACUUGCCCCAUACCGCAUGCAGCAGGGCGGCGCCUGCAAGGAAAUCAUCCACCGUGUCAUUCAGACGGUCUGUGAAGCGAUUGAGGAUCAUCACGGUCGGCUGACUCCCACUGUCCACGAUUGCGCCGAUUAUACCCGGAACAAGAUGAAGUAUCUCCAGGAGGUAAUCUUCGAGAAGCAUUUCGACGAGCGUACCGGCCCGAAAUUUGUCGAGGUCAUUGACAAGAAGAUGCUCCAGGAGCAACUGGCCGCCGUGGGCGGUACGCUACCGGCCGCGGAACCAAAGCGCGAUCCUUCGCCACCGGUGGUGCAGGCGCCGCAGAAGAAAACCCGUGUCCCGAAAGCCGAUCGCAGUAGCUUGGACUCCAUUUCGAGUAUCGAUUCGGUGCAGAGCAUUUCUUCGAGUGACUCCAAGACCGAGCAACCGAGCCGCUCGGCAGCAGCCAAAAAACCGCGUCCUGGACAUAACAUAACCCGACAUAUAGUAGACCAUCGGCGAAGCCCAGUCCGACGUAGUCGUAGCCCGGAACGCCGUCGUAGUCGGAGUCUCGAACGCCGACGUAGUGUCGAGCGCCGUCGCAGUCCAGAUCGCCGCCGUAGUCGCAGCCCGGUUCUUCGACGUAGGAGUCCAAUCAGACGCAGUCCGCUGCCAUCGUAUCGCCGCAGUCCAGUUCGGAGUCGCUACGACCAGCGUACCCGUAACCGUAGCUCUCCGGUGAGACGGCGAUCUCGUAGUCCGCCACCGAGACGGCGCUCUCGAAGUCCAACGACGAGACGACGAAGUCCGGUCCGCAAUGACCGUUCACCGCUACGAUUCGGUGACAGGAAGUCCCUUUCGCCGGAACAGGACAAGCGUAUUAAGCUUCCGACACCGAAGGAGCUUGCAUUGCAAGCGUCGGAAAUUGCCCACGAGCGUUACAAGUGGGAAAAAUAUCGCUGCUCGCUUGAGAUCGCAGCGGCUCAAAUCGACAAAAUAUUCAAAGAGCAUGAGAAAAAUCCGGAGAAACAUCCGAUGUAUCCGGAGGAGUGGAAGAAGUUCUGGAACCGUCGAUACAAAGAGCUGCAGGCCGAGAAGAAAGAUCCAUCGAAGCAUGAUUUCCGACCGGAAUGGAUCGAAUUCUGGACUAAGCGGAUGAGGGAACUGCAUGACGAGGAGAUCGACAAGAAGAAGGCCGAAAUCAAAGAGAAGCUGAACUUGCCCGAAGAAGAGCCGGAGAGCACUAAAUCUCUUAAGGAACAGUACGCAGUGAAAAUGACCAGCAAGAAAAAGCAAUUGGUCGAAAUGAUUGAAUCCAGUGAUGACGAGCGGAUGAGCGUCAUAUCGAAGGUACCUUCAACCAAACCGAAGGCACAGAGCCGAAGCAAGAAAUCCAUUAGUCCGUUCAGCGACGAAGAAUUGGAUGAACGUUCGCGCCACAGUUCAAGCUACAACCGUGAUCGAGAGCGUGAAGUGGGGCGGGAACGAGACCGGGAGCGUGAAAAGGCUUAUCACAGGUCCGCUGCCUAUGCAAAACAUGCGCACGAUUAUGAUGAAUGGGCAAAGAAUUACUACGGUCCAAACAAAAAGGUGUUUGUGCGCACUGAGUUCAGUAACGAAGAUACGGGUCCGCUCAAUUUCGUUACGGUGUGUCGUUUGCUGACUGCGUUGGAAGAGUUUUUGGGCAGCUUGGGUCCGAAGGUAAUCGAUCUCCUCUCGAAAGCGCUUGCUUUGGAAAAAAUCAAAGCGAACUCCGCCGAUGAUUUGUUACUCAACGAAGACAAUUGUACGUUUUUGGAGACGGUCAAAGAGAAGCUCAAAGGUCACCUGAUGGCUGAAAUGGUGGAACUUCCGAAGAUCGUACCGAUCAAGAAAGCUAUAAAGAACAUCGCUAGCUUGAUUCACGAAGCCUCCAAGAAGGAAAAACAAGCUCAACCAGAGAACAAUGAGCAAAUUACAGAACCCAGCACAUCGCUAGGUCUGGCCGCUGGAGGUGUUGAUAAAGUAGCCAUAGCUCAAAAAUUGGCUGCAGCCCUUGUGGCGCAAGGUAAAACAGACUUCACUAGCACCGAAUUGGAACAGUUGAUCAAUGUGUACGUAGCCAUGGCGGAAGCAUCGAAAGAAAAAGAUAAACUUGUAACGACCAACGUGUUUCUCAAUCAGAUAGAAGCCCCAAAGCAAGAUACAGGAUCGAGGAGACCCGAAAACUCGAGUCGUCGCACUGAAGAUUUAAAGGAGGUUGACAACACCGAAGCCAAUGCUCUGGAAGGUUUAACGGAUUCGGAUUUGCAAACACUGCUGCAGAAUUUUAAAGAUCUUUCCAACGAGGAGCAACUACAUCUAAUCACUCAUUUGAAGAAGUUGGAGAAAACAGAUCCGGUUCGGGUGGAGAAACUGCGGAGAUAUGUAAAUUUGGACGACGAACCAAGCAGCAGCAGCCGGCAGAGAGGUAACUUUUUCAAUGAAGAUGACGACCAAGACAAUGACAGAGACGAUCAGAACUACGAUAUGGACGACGGUAGCUUCGAUAAUGAUGCACGAGCUUUCGAAGGCAGUCGACAACCACAGUCCAAUCCCACCAAAACACUAGCCUCAAGCUCUUACGGAAAAUCACCAGAGCCAUUCUCACAGAAGAAACUGAUUGAUUCGGAAGACGAAGAUGAUUAUAGCUAUGACGACGUGGUUCGAGCCGCGUCCAAAAACGUCACCAUUCCACCGACGCAAAGCAACAGCAACAGCCUGCAAGGUUCAACCCGUCGAAAUGAUUUCGCCAGCGAUCACCAAGAUGGAAACUCAAACCUUUCUCGAACCAGCAAUGAACUGAAUACUAACCAACUGGAUCCGCAGAACGUUAUUGCCAAUAUGAUGGGAUCACUGAAGCAAAAGCCAGCAUCGGUCGCGCAAAAUUCUCCCACAAAUUAUGGCAAUCCCAUUUCGACCAUCGGACAGAGUGCUGAGCCUUUGCGGCAGAGCAAUCCUCCCAAUCCCGCUUACGGCGAUUCCUAUGCUGGAGCUCCGAAGAAAAUACCUGUCACUGGCGGCGGUAACAACAACAGUUUUAUGAAUCAAAAUAGACCCCAAUUCCCACACACUCAGCCCGGGAACAACAACAUGAACAGUAUGCCGUAUUACUACCAGCAUCAGCAGCAGCGACCACCACAUCCUCAGCAACAGAGGCCACCACAUCCCCAACAACAGGCAGUCUACGGCGGACAGUUUGGCGGUCCGCACCAGCAACAGCAGAUGCCGUACGGCUGGCCACAGAACGCUGGCCCGCAUCAACCACCCCAGGGUGGUCCCUAUCCUUACGGGAAUAAUUAUUACUGAAGUAUGCCAGCGUGUGUGUGUGUGUGAAUGAAUAUUAUGACUAAUGUCCAACAAGUUGUAUCAUUUUGAGUAUAAUUAAGCUUACAUACUGGAUCGAAGAACUUGCGAAAAUAUAUCUUCCUGAAUAUAGAGCUUCGUGGGA